This is a messenger RNA of Effrenium voratum, 510 nucleotides long. Lineage: Eukaryota; Dinophyceae; Suessiales; Symbiodiniaceae. The record is from the annotation of a GenBank genome assembly.
AUGCUCAAGGGCUGCGCUGACAAGGUCAAGAUAUUUCUUGAGUCUACCCGUGCCUUGGCGCGCUCGCAGAUUGCUGCAGAGCAGGCCUGGCAGGCGAGCCGGAAGCACAAUGUGGAAAUUGUGUGCAGUGACAUACCGGAUUUGUUCACUCACAGCCCUACGCCGGCACAGUCGUUCAUCAGGAAGGUGCACUGCGCAGCUCAAGAGUUCAACAAAGACAUGGUGGUGCAUCACCUGUCCCAGGGCUUGGCUAACAAGGUAAAAACCACCAAGGAAAUCACACAGAAGGGGAGCCCCAAGGUGAACGGCUGCAAAAGUGUGAUUCAGAAGCUCAAGCCGUCCCAGGCCAGCAUCAAGCAGGUGAAGAAACUCAAGGCGCAGCGCGACAAGGGUGAGUUUGGAUGGCGGCCUCUUGCCACGAAGGUGAGCAAAGUCCUGCGAGUGAAGGCGUGCCUUGCGCCUGAGACGGUUCGCCGGCUAUGCGUCGAGAUCAAAGUCAAGAAGCUUUGA